Molecule: messenger RNA, 1404 nt
Organism: Vigna radiata var. radiata (mung bean)
Lineage: Eukaryota; Viridiplantae; Streptophyta; Magnoliopsida; Fabales; Fabaceae
Exons: 3
Coding region: 1-1404 (467 amino acids)
Source: RefSeq, a predicted model, not a curated record
AUGCUGUGCGAAAAUUUCAGAUCUCCCAGGAUCAAAAUAGAAAGCCUGAAGAUGAGAGUUUUUCCUUUUACUCUUCAAGGAGUGGCUCAAGAUUGGUGGUAUUAUCUCUCUGCACAGAUUACAAAUUGGGAAACCAUUGAAAGACUAUUUCUUGAAAAGUAUUUUCCUGCAUCUAGACUAUCUGUCAUCCGAAGAGAAAUUCAAGAUAUAAGACAGAGAGAUAGGGAGAAUCUCAAUGCUGCAACCGGAGGAUCUUUCUUAGACAGGUCACUAGAAGAUGAAAUAGAUCUAAUAGAAUGGAAGGCAGUGGACAAUCAACAAUAUGGAACAAGAGAAAAUUUAGUGACUUUGUUGAAAGGAGUACANGAAAUUGAAAACGGUGUAGUUGAUGGAAGGAGGAUAGAUGAAAGAUUGAAUAAUUUAGAAAGCAAACUCGACAAGAUUGCAAGUUUGUUUAAAACCUCCACUCCACAAAUUGCUAAGAAGUGUGGAAUUUGCAUUUCAACUGAUCACUACACUGAUGAAUGUCCAAGCUUGAUGGAAACUACUAUGGAAAAUCCAUCUCAAGCUUUUGCUGCAAACACGUUUGAAGGAAACAGACCAUACCAGAAUUAUCAGGGUUCAUCCUCAAAUAGGUAUCAGCAGAACUGGCAACCUUAUGUUCCACCUCAACAAAGGCAGCAAUCUCAACCCGAAAUAUCACUGCAAGAUUUCAUGAAAACAUUGCUUGAGCAAAAUUCAGAAAUCAAGAAAUCAAUUGCAGAGUUGACUCAGAGGGUGGAAAAGUUAGAGGCUAAGGAGUCAAAUAAGUUGUCUGCACAAACAAUGAUCAACCCGCAAAAUGUAAGUGCUAUUACUUUGAGAACGGGUAAGCAAGUAGAAGGCCCAGAAAGAGCCCAAGAGGAUGAAGAUAAGGAGAAAGAAGAAGUACAAAUUGAUGACAAUGGAGGAUCAAGUGAACCAUCACCUGAGACUACCAUUGAGAAAUCCAGAAGGCGUUUUAGGGAUAAUGAGGUUGUGAAUUUGGGAAGAAAUGUGUCAAGCUUGAUUAAGAAGCAUAUUGAAAUACCACGAAAAUACAAGGAUCCAGGUAUGUUUUCUAUUCCUUGUGUUAUUGGAAAUUCAAAGUUUGACAACGCCAUGCUAGAUUUAGGGGCUUCCAUUAAUGUAAUGCCUUUAUCAGUGUUUAUUUCUCUAUCUCUGAGACCUCUGAAGAGUACUGGUGUGGUCAUUCAACUGGCCAACAAUAGCACAGUUAAACCUGCAGGUGUGCUUGAGGACGUGCUUGUCCAAGUAGACAAGUUAAUUUUUCCUGUAGAUUUUUAUAUCUUGGACAUGAAGGAUGAUGAUGGAAUCAGUCCAACAACUAUUAUCUUAGGAAGGCCCUUCAUGAUGACAGCAUGA